Sycon ciliatum is the source of this 676-nucleotide messenger RNA. RefSeq names its product eukaryotic translation elongation factor 2-like. Gene Ontology annotation, biological process: translational elongation. The record is from RefSeq and is a predicted model, not a curated record. Gene Ontology annotation, cellular component: ribonucleoprotein complex; cytosol. Gene Ontology annotation, molecular function: translation elongation factor activity; GTP binding; ribosome binding. NCBI's taxonomy places the organism in Eukaryota, Metazoa, Porifera, Calcarea, Leucosolenida, Sycettidae.
GAGCAUCACACUGCUGUCACUAGCGCUAUCGUCCUCCAAUAAAUCUGUAGCACCGUCUUUUUCUUCCUCCAUUGUUGUCAACUGCGUGUCACGACAUUCAUCAGUGGAGAAAGUGCAUGAGAAACCCAGGCCAGGACCAUUUACUACAAUAAUUUAUUGUUUCCAUUCGCUUCUAUGUAAUUGUGCUACACCGACCAUUUGGUUCUUCAAAUUCAAAUAAAACCAUACGUACUUGUACGUACCUACCUACCCAGAAAGCACCAAUUCAUUGCCCUAGUUGACGAGGAGUUUCUUCUUCCAGACGCCAAAAUGGUGAACUUCUCGAUCGAGCAGGUCCGCGCCAUCAUGGACAAGCGGCACAACAUCCGAAAUAUGUCCGUCAUUGCGCAAGCUGAUGACGGUAAAUCCACGCUGAUGGAAUCCAUGGCCGCCAAGGCUGCUAUCACCACCACCGGUGCGGAUGGACAAGAAUGCUGUCUGGAGAAGUCCGCGGUCGUGCCUAUGUACUACGAGAUGAGCGAUGCCGACAUGCCGUUUCUCCAGGAUCAAGAGACGGACGGCAACGCUUUCUUGAUCAACCUGAUCGACUCUCCCGACAACGUUGACCUAGCGGCUGACGUUACAGCCUCUCUCCGUGUCACCGACGGAGCCAUUGUCCUGGUUGACUGCAUCUCCG